AGUGUGUUUGCUAAUGUCUCCUGAUCGCUACAGCUGACUCUAGGACACCUUAUAGUCUUUUACGUUAUUGAAUUUCACGAAUUUAAUGUAUAUCAUUAUUGCUGUCAUUUUAACAUCAAGUCAACAGUCUGGAUGAUAAUCAUAUUAGAAAACUUUUUGAAUGAUGAUAACAAUCGUGUAAAUAAUUAUGAAAGUGGGAUAUUGAGUGAAGUUAAAUUAUUUUCAAAGUUCAAAUUUCUUUGGAUAGCCUGUUCUAGGUCAUAUAGUAAAUCCUAUCAUCAUGUAUAUUUUUUUGAUGGAUCAAGGUCGCCUUGUCUCACUAGAUGACAACUUAUUAUCUCAAACGGUUUCAAGUCUACGCAAUGUUUUGGCUCAUGAUUUUGACCUACCAUUGAAUAAACAAAUUCUUUUAGUAUCAGGUGGUUUUCAAUUGGAACCAGGUGAUAAACUGUCAACUUAUGGUGCGGGUUUGGAUAAAACUAAUCCAAUUUAUGUGUUUACGCAAACAUUUUCAAAUGAUACAACUGUUCAAAAACCAGAUGUCUUGCAAGUCAAUGAUGGAGGGUAUCCACGACAACUUGCCAGUCUGUUGGAGUUAGCUCCAUCUGAAAAGGUAUUUGAAGAGCGACUACGUCUUAUUCGUUCACUUACUCCGAUUGGUCGUGAAGCUGCCAAUGCAAUUGAACAAUUGGUUUCUGAACAACGUCAAAUGAUACAGGGAUGGUGUGUUGCAUUAGCUAAUUUAGCCGAAGUAGCGGCAGAUACAAAUAAACGUUUGUUGUUUGCAACAAGUCGAUUAGUUCAAUUUGAAGGAUGUGUAUCAGAUUGGGAACGAAAAUUGUACAACUUCAACGAAUUAAAAAAGGAAUUAUCAGAAUUGCCGUUACCACCGCAGUUGGUAGCUGGAACUAGUGAAAUCCUUGAUCAGAAAGAAUCGUUCAUUUUUAACAAUAUUCCUAAACCAACAAAUUUAUACGAAUGGGUUUGUUUACAAUCUGCUAUAUCUAGCGUCGGGACGCGUUAUUCCUUACCAUCGUCAACAAUUAAAGCUGUUGGUUUACAAACGAUUGCGUUGUAUCUUGGUCGACAUGUCGGUGUUGGUAGUGGUAGUACUGGACGUGUUCGUACAACAAGUACUGGUCAUAUUGGUGUCGUCAGUGGUGCUAAUGAUGGUAUUAUGUCAAAUAAUUCAGGAUCCACUUGUAUUGGAUCAAAUCAACCUACUGGAGUUUCUUUUUAUACUGGUGGUUCUCAAACCAGCUUAAAUAGUUUAGGCUCUACAAAUUCAACAAAUUCCUCAGAUAUACGUUACAUCAUGGAUCAUCAUCAAUAUUCCAUCACCAAAGAUGGUAGCGAUACAAAUGUACAGGAUCCUUCUUCCUCAGCAUCUGAUUGUUAUGAGUCAGCGUUUUUAGAUAUAAUUAAACGUGCAUUACAUGAUAUACAUUCGUUACGAUUUGGUCCAGAUUCACCAUUCAAUUUUAAUGCUAAACCACCGGAUAAUUUCAGUAGUGAAUUAGUUUAUGUUAGAGCACAAACAAAUCGCUUAUAUGAACUGAUUACAAUGGUUACUAAUUGUUCAAAAUCAAAUUAUGAUGAAAUGACUACUUCUACUAUGUCUCAUCCUUCGACGAAAUCAUCAUCCAACAUUACUACUACUAAUCUUGUGACUGGACUGAAUACUGCAAUGUCUAGUUCGAAAGAUAUUUCUAUUGAUUCAAUGAACAAUGGUAUUACAUCAAAUGAUUGCAAUGGAGCAGUGAAUAAAAGAGAAAUCCCACGGCGCACAUCAUCGUCAACAUAUUCGUCAACUUUAUUCCCAUCGAAAUUGCCAUAUAAUGAUGGUGUAGAUGAUAUACACUUGAUCAGUGUACGUGAUGCGUUAGAUCCAGGUUAUUUCAGUCAACGUCUUUCACAACUUGACCCUUUAUUGUGUGAAGCUGUAGAUCUAGCCAGAAAAAUGAUUGGAAUCGAACAGAAUUCUAUAAAAACUUUUCAACAGAUAAUUCAACAGAAAGUUAAUUCAUUAUUACAGACGAAAUUUAUAGAAAAUACACAAAAUUCACAAGAAUUAAUUAUUGCAUUCAAUCGUCUUUGUGAAAUUCUCGGUAUUGUUAUGGAGAGUAAACUGUUACUGGCUAAUAAUUUGUUUGAUCGUCAACGUUGGCUACAAAACUUCCAAUCAGAAUUAAAUCGUCUCGAUGCAAUUAUUCAACGUUGUCUUCGUCGUAUGUGUCGUGUCACUACAACUGGCACAUUAAUAUCUCAAUUAAAUGAAGCUGGUCCCACCUAUGCUCGCUGUUUAGCUGAAAUUGUUAGACGUACGGAAUUCGACGAUAUGCUUACUCAACGAUCUGUAUGUUAUCUUAAAGAGGAAACUAAUUUGAGAACUGAAGAAUGUCGUCGACGGCGUAUAUUUUCUAAACAUUUAAAAAAUAACGUUUUACAUUCACUCUUUUCACCAUGGACUAAUUCAAAAGCGGAAUGUCUCGGGCUUACCAAUAUACCAGGAACAAUUUCUAUGUCACAAGAUGUAGUUGAACAGCAAAUGUGUGAAACAUCUACUACCACCACCAUUACUACUACUACUACCACUAUGACUACUACUACAUCUAAUCAAAAAGUCGAUUCACUUUCACAUAGUCCUCAAACAAAUGCAGCAGAAUUCACAGUGAAUCGACGAUAUGCCUUAUCUUCUUUAUCUGAACCACGUUUAAAUGAAUUAGCCAAAGCUUGUGCAUUGAAUCGUGUACAACAUUCGCGUGUUCGUUCAACUCGAUUAAAUUCACUCAGUUCACCAGAUCCUCAGUUGACUAAAGUUAAAGAAGAUGAAGUGGUUGAAUCAGAUCAAAGUAAAAAACGUUCAAAUUACAAUUGUCCUAUACAACACCAACCAGUUCUGUUACGUCCACCACAUACUAAAGUAAUGCUUGAUGCUAAUCGUCGUGCUUCAAUGCCAUUUGAUGAAUCUGAUCGAGGUGAAUUAUCCAGUCUAUCAAAUUGGUCAGUUGAUUCGUCAUCAUUAUUAGGUAUAUUAUCGAAUAAUUUCUAUCAAACUGAUCAUCAUAAUCUAUCGAAUAUAACACAAUCAGUUAAAAUUACUCGUGAUGAUUUAGAAAGGUUAAUGCAAUCUAUGCCUACUAAUAUAUCUAAUUUAUUAAGGAUGGAAUUGAAUAAAUCGUUUUCACUAUUUAAAAAUACUUCUUUUCUACCUAAUUCAUCAUUGACCAAUCCGAGUGGGAGUGUUUCUUUAGAUCAAACAUCCAAUAUUGCUAACAGUACCGGUUUUAUCUGUAGUAAUAGUAGUAGUCCAUUAUCAAAUUUAAAAUCAACUAUCAUGACGCCAACAACAACUGCCAAAACAUCCAUAUCUACAAUGAUAACUAGUACACAAAUUAAUAUGCCUGAAACAAAAUCUAUUACAACCUCUCCAUUUAGUAGUUUAGAGAAUAUAUCAACAAGAGAUUUUAUGAAUGUUGGUUGUCAAGCUGAAUUCGGUUUAAUUGGACCAAUUCUAAAUGUUGGAUCUGGUCGAAGCUUGAAUUCUAGCCUUGGAUUAUCUGUUGAUGAUUCAGUACGUCGUACUACAAUUCAUACAGUUAAUAAUAUUCAUACAGGCUGGGAAGAACUUCCAGGAAGUUUAUGUAGUUGGGAAUUAUGCCGUUUUCCACCUGUGGCAGUACGUUCAGGUGAUCGUAUGUCAAUUUCUUUGAAUACGUUACCACGUUUUGAACAUUUAGUGACUACUGGUACACAAACUGAAGAACAAUUGGAAUUUCCAGAAUCUCAUAAUACAUCUUAUUCUCCUGUUAAACCUAUAAGUACGGAAGAAUUAUGCUUACAAAAUAGUGCGGCACACAGAAAAAAUUCAACUACACAUGAGAAUGACGACAAUAUCGUUGAUUAUCAUCAUCCUCAAACACUUCAAACACCUACUACUACCACUAGUACUAUUGUUAAUCAACAUUCAUCUUCUUCAUCAUCAUCAUCAUCGUCACCGCCGUUUACAAUCCACAAUGAUGAAAUUAAUGAAGAUAAUAUUAUUAUAUCAUCAAUAUUUGCUGAAGAUAAUUUAUUCACUGACUCCGCUUUAAUGAUGACUUCAAGUUUUCACUCCACAAAAACAACUUUUUCCAAUAGUAUUAAUAAUAAUAAUAAUAAUACUGAUAUUAGUAAUAAUAAUACAUCUUCAUUACAAAUGCAUACACCUUUCAUGUCAAUGCAUAAUCAAAGUCGAUCAAUGUCUUCUAGUAAUUUAUGUGAUUUAACAAAUGCUACCGACAUUUGUGGUAGUGAAAGUACAGCAACACAAUAUGAUUCAAUGAUAUACGAUGAUGAUAUGAAAACUUCUCGUGAUGUUCUCCUUUUAAAAUCAUCAUCAUUACCGGAAGUAAAAUUACACAAGUUCAUUGAACAACAAAAUCAAAUUACAUCAUUUACAUUAUUAGAUCAUAAUUGUUUGAAAUGUCGUUUAAAACGUAUUCAUCAAGAAUAUUUUCAAUUACUUCAAGAUAGUUUAAAAUUAAUCAAUAAUAAUUGUCAUAAUCAUACUGAUCAUUAUCAAUUACAACGAAGUACUUCUGAAAUUGUAAUUGAUAAUAAUAAAUCAUCAACAACUGAAAUAAAACAAUCUAAAUCAAUUUCAUUAGAUGCAAUACAAUUAAAAUGUCUUUUCAAUGUGUUGGAAUCAUGUUCAUUAUUAUUUUUAAAAUCCAAACACAUAUCAUGUCAAUCAUCUCAUCCUGUUUGUACGGAACUAAGCACAACGACAUCAAAUGGUAAUGAUACUUGUUCAAAUGUUUCGCAACCAGAUUUAUCUACGACAUUCAGGCAAGAGACUAUUGACAGUUUAAUUGACAACGACUCAACAGUAAAAGAAUGUAUUAAUUGCAUUCAAUUGAGUGAUAAUACAACGAACGAUACAGCAGUACCCGAUGAAUUGGAUUUCGGGCAGUCGCUACAAUAUCUUAUGGAAACUUUACAGUUAAACAGUAAUAAUCCGGUUACCACGGUUUCCAUAUCUACAUCAACAUCACCGUUGUCAUCACAAGUAUUUCCAAUCAUCACUAGUAAUGAGUCGAUUUUAACACAGACAGAAAUAAUUCCAACCAUGGAUAUGGCUACAUCAAUAACAAUUCCCAAUAACAUGUUCACUAAAGGUUCUGAUCUUGAAGGUAGAACAUCGCCAAUCUGUGAAGUUUCAACGAAUCUAACUUCUUCAUUGAUGAGUGCUACUACUACUAAUACUACUACUAUUAAUAAUAAUUAUAAUUAUCCAUUGUCAACUAUUUCUCGUUCUACUUCGCCAAUAUUACAACAACUAAAUCACAACAAUGAACAGGCUUGCAAUCCUACAACUGGAUCUUCUUGCUUCACUAAUAUUUCAUCAAAAUUAACUAAUGAACGUUUUACUAGUUUUGUACAUGCUAACUUUUUGCCAGAUGAUAUUGUAAUAUUUGUUCCUGUUCCAGGAACUAGACCAAGUAUUUCAUCAUCAACAUUAAACACUUCUCCAACUGCAAUCACUACCUUCACUUCUGUCACAGCAACAACGACUUCUACUGCAAGCUGUAUUUCAUCACAAAAUUGCCAUAAUGCUGUAAAAGCAGAUGAUGGUACUGUUGCUACUACUACUACUACUACUACUACUACUACUAGUAGUAGUAGUAGUAGUAGUAGUAGUAGUAGUAGUAGUAGUAAUAGUAAUAAUAAUGUUCAUGAUUCAACAAUGAUAACUAAAUCUGACAUUUGGUCAAUGAAUAGUAAAUUCGCUUCGAAUCUCUUAGAUGCUAUUUCACCAUCAUCUAGUUUAUUAUCGUCAAUGAUUGUUCAAUCAUCGUUACCAUUUUCAUCAAUAUUUAUGGAUUCGUUAACAGGAGGAGGAAUUGUAUUAGGAAGUUCUGGUACUAGCACUACCGAUACUAUUACAUCUGCCACUACUACAAACACAAGUGACAGUAAUACCUUAAUGAAUAGUAGUAGUAUCUUAUCUACGCCUAAAAACAUUUGUGCUUUAAUCAACAGUAGUAGUGUUGACAGCAAUAGUACAUUAGCUAAUGAAUUAUGUACAAGUACAUUUGGCGGUAAUUAUGGUACACUUUUACCUUCAACUACUACUCCUACUACUAAAUCUGGUUGUAGUAGCACUAGUGUCAAUACUACUACUACAACAACAACAACUGAAUCAUCUUUCACAACGUCUACAUCAACUAUCACUUAUGUUCAAUGGCGUAUGUUAUCCUCGGAUGGACAUGUUUACUUUUUACAUCAAGAUGAUUUUAAGGCAUUGAAUAUUGACGAUCAUAUUGAUUAUUGUAAGCCUAUGAGCUCUAACGUACAGGAAACAAAUUCAUCUCACCAUAGGAAUGUGUCGUUUAAAGAAGCGUUUCAGGCACAUAAUUAUUUUGUCGCAGCCAGAUACAAAAGUAAAGAACGUUGUUUAUCUAAACGAGCGAAUAAUCGAUUCAAUUUGCCGAAAAACUUUAUAUUUUACCGUGUUCGUGCUCGUCCUUUGUUGAAUAGUAAUAGUAGUAGUAAUAACUGUGGCGGUGUUGGUGGUAUUCCUUCGUCACCUUCUCCAACUGGAAAUCUUAAUCGUCAGCAUCAUAAUAAUGGCAGCAAUAAAAAUUCUGUGAUUUGUGAUUCCCAUCCACUUAUUUUACCAGAUACAGAUGUUAAUAAAGAGUAAGUUUAUAAGUGACAUAUAUGUGAUUGACGGUGGUGGAGAGUAGAGGCGUUCCAAUCCGUUUGAGAUUUGUCCUCGAAGAGAAUAGGUCGGCGGGUGACGGUGGUAGAUAAUAAUCGAAGUAUUGUUGUAAUUAUUACUAAUUAUUAUUAUUAUUACAAAUAUUAUUCGCACUUUUAUUUUACUCUCCUUUGUUUUUCUCUCGUCAUUGUUGUCAUUGUUAUUAUUCUAACCUACUUGCAUACCUACCUACCUACCAUAUCAUGCCUUUCAUACAUUACAUAUAUCACUUCAUCAAUCAUAAUAAAUUUCCUUCACAAUCAAGCAAGAUAUACCAAGGGUAAAAUUAAUAGAAAAGUAAUACUCUUUAAAAUGACACACACACAUCUACAUCUAUCAUAAUAUUAAGUUACCCCUCGACUAAUAUUGAAUGAUGCAACUCAUUAUACUAUCCCAUAACCCACAAUUAUACAGAUGUAGUUGAACGAAAGAUCGUCUAUUAUCAUCAGUACUAGUUCUCAAUAAUACAUUGAGAGAAAAGAAUUGAAUGUCAUUAUUCACACUUCUGUUUCCUUAUUCUUCUACUUUGUCUCCCUUUUAAACUUUUAGGAUAGUUCAUUACUACCAUUGAACUAUGUUGUUGUAUAUGAAACACUUAGCCUUAACUAUUCUUUAUGAUUGUGUGAUCUCCUAUGUAUGCACUAAUAUUUGUUAAGCGCCUGUGUCUUUCUUUUCCCACUUUCUCCCCUAUAUUAAACCAUAUAUAUAAUACAUAUAUAUGUAUUCCUUGUUUAUGUAUGAGGUACCCCUUUCCUCUUAUUCAUCUGGUUCAAGAGGUUAUUUAUUCUGUGUUCUUUAAACGUCUAGAUGAUUUCCAUCAUAGAACCUACUUCUGUCUGUUGGUUUUCGAUUGUUAAAUCUAAUCACUUGUUUGAAAAGUUUUUUGGCUUUAUUACGCACACACCCUUACCAUUUAUUUACAUAUAUUUUCUAUACUGUGUUCUUGUUCUAUGUUUGUGUUUCAGAUGAACAAUUGUGUAUAAAGCUAUCCAGUUCUCUUAACGACAUUAGUAUUAUUAUUGCCACUGUCCAUAAUAAACAACAUUGAUCAUGUUGAUGGUAUUCGUGGUGGUAUUUCCUUCUGUCUCUUUCUUUCUAUCUACAUUUAACAUCAACUAUGGCAAGCAAAAGAAUUCCGCAUAGAUUUUUCUCAUCUCUUUCUUAGAUUUUCAACUUGACAUGUAUAAAUUAUUGAUUAUUGUUUGUGUUUGCUUUAAAUACUAUGUAGAUUCUUCCUGAUAUAUUUUUCGCUCCUCUCCACUUAUUGUCAUCACUUCAAAAUGGGUAAUAUAUGACCUAUCCAACUAUACCUAUACCUAUAUAUAUAUAUAUAUAUAUAUAUAAUUAUUUUUUACAGGCUUUUCUUUCUGAAAAUUAUUUCACAUCAUUUUCGUCUUGUAUUAUCUAAGACAAAUAAAAUCUUAUUAAACCUAUAAACUAAGCUAAUCCUAACUAAAUUGUUGAACAGUUACUGUUUUCUGACUAAACACAAACUAUAUACACUUUUUGUUUGUACUAAAAGAAUUGUCAUUAAUAUGAUCAUCAUCAUCAUCGUUCUUGUUAUUAUUGUCAAAACCUUUAUGCAUAUUAUGAUAACGUACGUACACAAUGAUAAAGCUUAACCGGUUUAUAUAUACAUAUAUAUAUGGUAUUUUCUGUAUACAGAUUACAAUUAAUCAUCUAUCGAUAUAGUUUGGUUUACUGUUCGAUUAUGUAAGAUGAAUAUUUGUAUUUGUAAUUUACUCUGUACUAUAUAAAAGACUGAUAAAGUUUGCCCAUUUUAGAUAUAACACAGAUGUGUAUUCAUGAUCAUUUCUGUCAUGGUCUAUGUUUUGACUUUCUUUUUUCUUUUUUUUCUUUUCUCUUUUUUUGCAAUUGUUAAUCUUCUUUUUUUCUUUUUCCUUUAUUUAUUCUCUUUCAUUUAUAUUCUUUAUAUAUAAACACUGAGAUGAUAUAAAACAAUGACAAUGAACAAUUACACAAUUAUUCUCAUUUCAUACAACAAUGAAAACAUAACAACCAUUAUUAUUCGUACUCAGAAAUAAUUUCUAUUAAAUUAAAAGGAUUUUCUAGUUAAUAACUUAUACAUAUAUAGAUAUUGAAAGUAGAAAUAGUUUAGGCUUUUUUCUUUUAAAAAAGAAAAAUACCUGUUACAUAAAUUGAAUAUUAAUGUGAACAGAUUGGGUUUUAGUCCAGUUAUCAUGGAAACAAAUUAGGUUUUACGUUUGUUCACUUGAUAUUCGCUAAUAUAACUCGUAACCGGAUCAUUUGGUUAGAUUUAAUAAACCAUUAGUUAUGUCACUGGUUGAAAUCAUGAGUCGAUUGAAGCUAGAUCACCAUGGAAAACCUGGAAGCACUGGACGGCCGUUUCGUCCUAGUAUGGGACUCCUCAGCAGUGCGCGUCCACGAUCCCGCCCCCCGUGACAUUCGAACCCAGGACCUGUCAGUCUCGUGCCAGGCGCGAAUAUGGAUCCGAUGCUUUAAGUCAAUCAAAUAUGUACACGUAAUUAGCUAAGAAACGAUUUACAUUUCUAGGGAAUGGCAUAUACGCUAUUAGUAUCAAUCUGAUUCUUCAAUAAAAAACUACCAUCUCCAUUAUAGAACAACUUCAUAUGAAUUUGAAAAUGACAGGUUUAUUUGUUUAAUUGUCUAUUGUUAUGAAUCUAAUCAAUUCUCUGAUUUUUCUCGGUAGUAUUCUGACUAGCUUGAAUUAUCCGACCUGUUUCUUUAUUGUGUUACCGAAAUCAUUCAAUUUAGAUGAUAAAACACGUUAUAAAUGAUCUCGUCACAAAUAUCUACAAUUGUUCUCAGUCCCACUCAUGUUGAUAGAAUUACUUGGUGGCUUAUGCGACACUCUACUUUCAUUAGUAGCAUAUCAACAGUUCGAAACUCCACUCUACCAAUUUUGAUUUCGGCAAUUAAUUAGCUCAAAAUAGAGUACAUAAAUAUCUACAUAUUAGAUGAGUUAUCUUCUAUUAAUAUAUAAAGGGUUUAAAGGUCUUUUCAGUUUUUUUCUCCAUAUCUUUAGGUAUAUAAAUGUUCACUUAUAUUCCUUGUUUUCUUUCUCAUACAGUCAUGCAGAAAAUUUAAGUGAAAUUACUCACAACUUAACCAUAAAUAUAAGUAUAUAUAAGUAGUCAAGGUUUAUAGGAAAACAGUUCCUUUUAAGGUUAAUUCUAGUCAGCUGAAAGUACAUGUUUUCCAAUGUUCCAAAUACUUAUUAUUAUGUUAUGUUAUGUUAUUUUUGUACAGACAUACGUAAUUAUAAAAUUGUUACUAAGACAACAAUCUUUGAUACAUGUUUUUAUCAAUUUACAAAACUAAACUGCUCUGAUAAAAACAGAAAAAAAGGUCAAAACGACCAUGAGUUUUUCGUCCCUGAAGUGAUCACAUUCACACACCGCUGAGGAGUACUAUACUAAUACAAAACAACUAUUUAAUGAUUCAUGGUUUUAAAUAAUAUACCCACCUAAUCAAUCCAUGACAAAUAUGAUCUAUAAAUUAAUAACUAAACCGAAUGUUUUUGUAUAGAAUUAAGUCGGUGAGAUAGUAACAGAAUUGUUGAAAUGUAUAAGGACAAAAUGAGUGAAUCAUAUCGAAGAGAAAGGAAUAUAUGUAUAUAAAGUUUAUCAAAUAGAUUUUCUAAUGGAAAUGAACAUUGUGUUAGGUCGUAGUUAGAACGGUAGAAUUCGAAUCUCCAUUUUGAAACACUACUCCAGUCCUUUUAAAUAGAGUAUUAAUCAUUCCUUAAAAUUUAGAAUCUGAUCCCUUUUGAUAAAGUAGUUUUAAUAAUGUAAUUUAUUUGCUUUCAUACUCUGGAAAGUCCUCAUGAAUUUACUUAGGAAAGUAAGUUUUAAUGCAUCUUGUUCCGCGUAAAUGGUCAGAUUAAUAAAGUGAUUCCUCUUUCAGUUUGCGUGUCACUAUUGAACACACACGAAGCAUUAGUUAUAGUUUGAUUCUGUUGACAAGUUGUUUGAACUGUUCUUUUUAAUUUAUAAAUUAACAUUCAAUAAGCGCAUUAUCUCUUA
Molecule: messenger RNA, 10773 nt
Organism: Schistosoma haematobium
Lineage: Eukaryota; Metazoa; Platyhelminthes; Trematoda; Strigeidida; Schistosomatidae
Exons: 25
Coding region: 281-6688 (2135 amino acids)
Biological process (GO): autophagosome assembly; reticulophagy; glycophagy
Cellular component (GO): extrinsic component of membrane; Atg1/ULK1 kinase complex; phagophore assembly site membrane
Molecular function (GO): protein kinase binding; molecular adaptor activity
Source: RefSeq, a predicted model, not a curated record